AUUCAAUCGGAGUCAGAGACAGAAGAGCCACUUGCGCUCUCUUCUUCUCUUCUCUCAAGCCGCCAUUGGUGAGUUCUCUAACCUUUUCUCUAUUGUCUUUCCUUGUAGAUCUCAUUGAUUGCCCGAUUUGAAUUGAUUCACGACUACUUCGUUGUUUUUACAUUUGGCUGUUUAGGGUUCUAUGUUGAUUAGAUUUAAAGCUUCAAUCUUUGAAUUAAUGGUUCCUUUUACUCCUCUCGUUGCCAUUAUUAGGGUUUUUUUUAGGUUUGGUAUGUUUUGAGCAUAGAUUUGAAGUUAUUGAACAAUUGGGUUGUUGUUUAUCUUACUUCUAGUUUGAAUAUUAGAGAAAUUAUUAAACUUUAGGGUUUUAUGAUUUGAGCUGUAAGAUUAUCUAACUGUUGUAAAUUAUAAUGCAGGAUUUUUAUAGAGAUAACUUGAAAAUUUUCGAUCUUGAUAAGUAGGGAGCUUGAAAAUUUUAGCCAUUGGUUUAUUAUAGAGAAGAACUUGAAAAUUUUUGAUUUCGAUAGUAGGGGAGCUUGAAAAUUUUCGCCAUUGUUUUUCAGUUUUGUAUGUUCUUGGUUAAAUUGUGAUUUUAAUAUCAUAUAAUAAUUUAUAAUUAACAAAAAAAAUUGAAUUUUCGAAAUAAAAAAUGAAAUAAAUCCUUAAAAAAAAAUCAAAUCAAAUCAUGGAGAGUAGAGAAGAAGAGUGAUAAUGAUGAUGAUGAUGAAUUUACAGACUAUAGCAAAACCAGUCAUAACGAUUACUACAACAACCACUGUUAAUGGCUUCUUCUUCUUAAGCUCAAACAUUUCAAUCAAAUCCAAACCCAAAUUACAACAAUUUCAUUGUCUCUCACUCUCAACUUCUAACACUCCCAACAAAAACACACAACACACAACCCUUCUAGUGGACACUUUCCAUGAGCACCGUAUUCUCAAAAACUUGUUCAAUAAGCUCGAUAAGACUGACUCAUGCCCUUUGCAAUUGCUUAAACAAGAUGGAGAUUGGACUAAACAGAAUUUCUGGGCUGUUGUUACUUUUCUUAGACACCAUUCCAGGUCAUUGGAAAUUCUUCAGCUUUUCGGUAUGUGGAAGAACAUUGAGAAAUCGCGGAUAAACGAAUUGAAUUACAACAAGACAAUAAGAGUUCUUGUUGAAGAUGAUCUGAUUGAAGAAGCAGAAUUGUUAUUUGAUGAGAUGAAGAAUCAUGGUCUUAGUCUUUCUUUGGAAACCUACAAUUCAAUCAUCCAUGGUUUUGCAAGAAAAGGGUUUUUUGACAAGGCUUUACAUUAUCUUGAUGAGAUGAAGGAACUCAAUGUAGCACCGGAAAGUGAUACUUAUGAUGGACUUAUCGAAGCUUAUGCGAAACACGAGAUGUACGACGAGAUAGGAAUGUGUUUAAAGAAGAUGAAACUCAAUGAUUGUCCACCCGAUCACAUUACUUAUAAUUUGCUUAUGAAAGAGUUCUCACGAGCCGGGUUGCUCAAGAAAAUGGAGAGUGUGUAUCACACUAUGGUUUCGAAGAAAAUGUAUUUGCAGCCUUCAACUUUGAUCAAAAUGCUAGAGGCUUAUGCGAAAUUCGGGAUCUUGGACAAGAUGGAUAAGUUCUACACAAGAGUGUUGAUAUUGAAAAUCCCUUUAGGGGAAGAUUUGAUCAGGAAACUAGCUGAGAUUUAUAUUAACAAUUACAUGUUUUCUAAAUUAGAGACCUUAGGGAUUGAUCUCUCUUCAACAUUUGGUGAAACUGAACUUCUUUGGUGUCUUCGUCUUCUUUCUUACGCUUGUUUGUUAAGUCGAAAGGGUAUGGAUUCGGUUAUUCAGGAGAUGUCAGAUGCAAAGUUCCCAUGGAAUGUAACUACUGUGAACAUCAUCAUGUUAACUCAGUUGAAGAUGAAGGAUUUCACACACUUGAGAAUUUCACUUUCUCAGUUAACUUAUACAGUGAAGCCAGAUAUUAUUAGCAUUGGCAUUCUUUAUGAUGCAAUUAGUAUGGGUUUUGAUGGAACUCGAGUUUUCGAGACAUGGAGAACGAUGGGAUUUCUUUCUGGAGCCGUCGAAAUGAAUACUGAUCCAGUUGUUCUUACUGCAUUUGGAAAAGGGCAUUUUCUUAAAAGCUGUGAAACUGUCUACGCUUCUCUUGAACCCGAAUUUAGAGAAGAAAAGACAUGGACAUACCAUAAUCUCAUCGAUUUGGUGUCCAAAUCACAAAGGAAGGUAACCAGUUAGCUGCUUCUUUUCUCAUGGGCAAUAACAGGUGCGCGGUUGAUGAAUGGUUAAUCGAAUUUUGAGCACAUUUCGGUGUUGUGCUUUAAGAUUCACUCGUGCUGCCAUGACAUGUAAGAGGAAAGUGAAUUCGAUUGGGCGAAAUACUGUUAGCAAAAACAUGUUUUUAUUUGUUUUUUCAGGAACAAAAUGCAGUUGUUGUUGAUUAGCUUGGGGAGGAAAAUAGAGAAGAAAAAGAAGCUAGUCAUCAUCUGAAUCUGUAAGAUAAAGCUCUUUUAAAAGGAAUAUAUACAUAUAUAUAUAGUACUAUCAAAUUGUAUGUAAGAGAAAUCACUUGACAAUCACUUACUUCAAUAUGUUAAAUUAGAUUUGUAUGAGGUCUGAAUUAGAUUUUAC
Messenger RNA from Cannabis sativa, 2619 nucleotides. RefSeq names its product pentatricopeptide repeat-containing protein At4g14190, chloroplastic-like. The transcript has 3 exons. Gene Ontology annotation, molecular function: protein binding. The record is from RefSeq and is a predicted model, not a curated record. The coding region runs from base 712 to 2226 and encodes 504 amino acids. Lineage: Eukaryota; Viridiplantae; Streptophyta; Magnoliopsida; Rosales; Cannabaceae.